UUCAUAAACAUGAGGCAUUAUUGUAGCUAGGCUACCAACAUGAUUGGUAUGCAACCACAAAAUCUUGUUAUCUGUCAUCUAGCACCCAAACAUCUGAGUUCUGCCAUCGAAUGUAAUCGUCGCAAUGGCAGCGGUAAUCUGCACUGGGGCCCAACUUUUAAAGCAACAAACUGGAAUUGUCUCCAUUGCAUACGUUCGUGUAAAUAACUACAGCAGCGAGAAGAAGGCGUUCAAUCUCAGCUCCUUGAAGCGUGGUACUGGUGGCCGGUCGAGUUUCAACGGCGUCGUUGCGACUGUUUUUGGAGCUACUGGCUUCCUAGGUCGCUAUGUGUGUAAUAAACUUGGCAAGAUUGGCUCUCAGUUAAUCAUCCCUUAUAGAGGUGACAAUUACGAGCCACUCCGCUUGCGUCUAUGCGGCGAUCUUGGCCAAGUCCUCUUCACUCCCUUCUAUUUAAAAGAUCAAGCAUCAAUUGACAAAGCCGUCAAGUAUUCCAACGUUGUAAUCAACUUAGUCGGUCGCGAUUGGGAGACCGCAAACUUCAAAUUCAAUGAUGUUCAUUGCGUUGGUGCUCAGGCCUUAGCCAGAGCAGCAAAAGCUGGCGUUGAGCGGUUCAUUCAUGUCUCAUGUCUCAACGCUGAUGAACAUCCAGCUAGCUAUCUACUCAAAGGAGGGUCUAACUUUUAUAAAAGCAAGGCAUGCGGCGAGCAAGCCGUGCUUUCCGAAUUCCCCGAAGCCACAAUCAUUCGUCCUUCGGAUAUCUACGGCCAGGAAGAUAGAUUUCUGCGGUAUUACGCGCACGCAUGGAGGAGGCAAGUACAAUGGAUGCCAUUGUACAAGAAAGGUGAAAGCACCAUUAAACAACCCGUGUUUGUCAGCGAUGUAGCAGCUGGAAUCGUCGCUGCAUUAAAAGACCCAGACACUGCCGGGAAAAUCUAUCAAGCUGUAGGCCCAACCAGGUAUUACCUAUCCGAUUUGGUAGAUUGGUUCUAUAAAGUAAUGAAAAAGGAUGAAGAAUGGGGUUAUUGGAGGUAUGAUAUGAAAUGGGACCCAUUCUUCCAAAUGAAGGUGUCUAUGACGAAAAUGAUAAGUCCAUCGCAUCCGAUGGCGAAUUUACAUUGGGAGAGGUUGGAAAGAGAGUGUGGAACUGAUGUGGUCGAACGCAACUUGCCCACAUUAGAGGAUUUGGGCGUGAAUUUAACGCGAAUGGAAGAUCAAGUCCCAUGGGAGUUACGGCCGUAUAAUUACGGCUUGUAUUAUGCGCAGGCGGCUGAGGAGCCGUUUGCUCAGCCUCCACCACCUAGGCCAGCGAAUUAAAAACAAAGGAACAUAUUUAAAAAAUAAAACCAAUUGAAAACCUGUGUAAUCUUAGAGAAAUUAUUUGUUAAUGUAUAUAUUACUGAUUUACUGGUCGACAAAUAGAAUCCACGAAGUUUAAACCGAGGAAAA
Messenger RNA from Dalotia coriaria, 1447 nucleotides. RefSeq names its product NADH:ubiquinone oxidoreductase subunit 39 (gene ND-39). Gene Ontology annotation, cellular component: mitochondrion. Lineage: Eukaryota; Metazoa; Arthropoda; Insecta; Coleoptera; Staphylinidae. The record is from RefSeq and is a predicted model, not a curated record. Gene Ontology annotation, molecular function: protein-containing complex binding.